AUGGUCUCCACGAACCCGCCGCCGCCGCCGGCGCUGUCCGAGGCGGCCGCCGCCGUGUCGGGCGACGACGCCAGCAAGAAGGUGCGGAAGCCCUACACCAUCACCAAGUCGCGCGAGAGCUGGACGGAGCAGGAGCACGACAAGUUCCUCGAGGCCCUGCAGCUCUUUGAUCGUGACUGGAAAAAGAUAGAAGCUUUUGUUGGUUCGAAGACUGUCAUCCAGAUAAGGAGCCAUGCACAGAAGUAUUUUUUGAAGGUUCAGAAAAAUGGAACCAGCGAACAUGUCCCACCUCCACGACCAAAGCGUAAAGCUGCCCACCCAUACCCUCAGAAGGCCUCCAAAAAUGAGCCAGGAUAUGCCCUGAAGACAGAUCCAUCUGCCAUGCUUAGAAACUCAGGAAUGAACGUGGCUGUUUCUCCAUGGACCCACAAUUCUAUCCCACCAGUUGUCGCCUCAUCUUUCAUGAAAGAAGAUUUAGGUGCUGGGUCUAUGGGUCCAAACAUUUUUUGCUCAAGCAGUAGUGAAGGCCCUCCAAGGGCAUGGCAAUCUGGUGAAACCAAUGACCAGAUAAAUCAAGUUCCAUCACUCCGCAUUAUGCCAGAUUUUGCACAAGUAUACAGCUUCUUAGGCAGUGUUUUCGAUCCAAGCACAAAGGGCCAUUUGCAGAAACUGAAGGAGAUGAAUCCAAUUGAUGUUGAAACGGCACUGUUGUUGAUGAGAAAUCUCUCCAUCAACUUGACCAGUCCUGAUUUUGAAGAUCAAGCGGUCAGUUUCAGAUGUUUAACUCCUUAUUUGGUCAGUAGCAGAAGUUAUUUCUUUCAUAUAAAGAAACUGCGCAGGAUUUCAACAGCAUGCUCGUGUCUUCUUGAACUUGGGUGUCUCUUCACACACUGUGCUUCUAUCAGGGUUUGCCCAAUUGCCAUGGUUUCUGCCUUGAGGAAGUUGCUGUCUUCGUACAAUUCCACCUCUGAUGAGCUAGAGCUAGGGAGCUCCAGAAGCUCACUUCUUACGGAUAGUGCAUUGAGCCUUUUUUGA
This is a messenger RNA of Triticum turgidum subsp. durum (durum wheat), 1035 nucleotides long. Lineage: Eukaryota; Viridiplantae; Streptophyta; Magnoliopsida; Poales; Poaceae. The record is from the annotation of a GenBank genome assembly.